Molecule: messenger RNA, 1694 nt
Organism: Penicillium samsonianum
Lineage: Eukaryota; Fungi; Ascomycota; Eurotiomycetes; Eurotiales; Aspergillaceae
Gene: dspC
Product: dual specificity phosphatase YVH1
Exons: 4
Coding region: 220-1284 (354 amino acids)
Biological process (GO): protein dephosphorylation
Cellular component (GO): nucleus
Molecular function (GO): protein tyrosine/serine/threonine phosphatase activity
Source: RefSeq, a predicted model, not a curated record
CUGAGGCACCCAAGUCACCUGCUUUGUCAUACCCUUGCCCUAUCAGACUUUUUGAGUUUGGCAGCGCCGAGGCUCAACCUCCGCCUUUGCGAUCUAAGAGAAGAAAAGAGUCAAGUUAUCAAACCGACACUGGAACUGAACCUCUGAAUUCUGUACCUUCUCUGUCGCCAUCAACAAAACGUCUUACUGCUGCCAAGUCGCAGCCACUAUAUCCCAAAAAUGGCCAUGAAUCAAAUAAAAGGCCACAAUAUCUAUGUCGGAGGCAUAUUAAGCGCCAAAAACAAAACAGCAUUGGCACGCGCAGAUAUCUCGCAUGUUCUCUCAGUACUGCGUCUCAACCCAGCCGAGGAACAGGAGACUUUCAAGUCUUUCCAGCAUCUUUCAAUAGGAGUUGACGAUGUCGACGAUGAAAAUUUAUUGGAGCAUUUCCCCGCCGCUAUCAAGUUUAUUCAGUCCGGCCUAAACGGUGGUGGAGGUGUACUCAUUCACUGUGCGAUGGGGAAGUCCCGCUCCGCGGCCAUUUGCAUCGCCUACUUGCUCCACCGGCAGCCGGGGGCACUCACACCGCAAUCUGCCCUUGCGGUGGUUCGCCAAAGCAGGCCCCUAUGUGAGCCAAACGAGGGCUUCAUGGAACAGCUGAAUCUGUACCAUGAGAUGGGCUGCCCAGAUGAUGUUACCGACCACCCAUCGUACAAGCGCUGGCUUUAUCGCCGUGAUGUCGAAGGAAGUGUGGCGUGUGGCCGUGCCCCAGAGUUGAAGUCAGUGCGAUUUGAAGAUGAACAGCCCGUUCAGUCCCAAGACGCCACCGGUCGAACAGUCGAGAUUAAAUGUCGGAAAUGCAGAACAAAAUUGGCAACGAGUCCAUUCAUCCUCCCGCAUGAGGAAGAAAAGCAAAACACCGCCAAGUCCUCAGCAACCGCCGAUUGCGGCCAUGUUUUCCUCCACCCCCUGACCUGGAUGCGCCCGAGUCUCUUCCCAUCUGAGGAUGGAGCUGAGGCUAGCGCUGAUACAACAUACGGUGCGCACCCCGACGAUGCCCCUCUCUCUGGGCGCCUCACUUGCCCCAAUCCUAUCUGUGGGUCCAAUGUCGGCAAAUUUGCAUGGCAAGGUCUUCGAUGCAGCUGUGGUGGUUGGGUCGUGCCGGCCAUCGGCCUCACCAAAGCCCGCGUCGAUAUCGCACAGGUCAACAUAGCUCAGGGCCCAAGGGCUAACCCUGCCAUCCGUCUUCCUCCGGGAAUGCGGGCCCUGGCGGCAGCUAAUGACUCUGGACGUGGCAAUCUUUGAGAUGACAAGUGAUGAACACUGUACAUGCAUACAUAGUUUUACGAGUUAUGAAAGCUUAAAGCUCCAACUUACAUUUGUUUAUGGUUCAUGUUGGUUUUUUUUUCUGUUCUAAUUGAUCAUCUGGCAACCAAGGGAGCUCACCGGGCUUGUCGUGAGUGACCUAUGGUACACCUUAGCUCGGACCUGAGAGACACUUGAAAGUCCACUUCGUGCACAGCUGGGUCAUCAUUAUUGAGGCACCCACUCUUUGGGGAUGGCCACGUGCCCAACGUGGAGAGUGAACAUUGUUGCUGGCGAUACAUGACUGCCUUGUGUCUUAUUUCAUUCUAUUCUGUACAGGCAGCGACAAGGGCAUAGUGAGGCUCGAAAACACUGCCUGCGACCUUUCCAGACAAGCCGCUAAAGCUGAC